Molecule: messenger RNA, 745 nt
Organism: Carlito syrichta (Philippine tarsier)
Lineage: Eukaryota; Metazoa; Chordata; Mammalia; Primates; Tarsiidae
Gene: PPP1R14D
Product: protein phosphatase 1 regulatory inhibitor subunit 14D
Exons: 4
Coding region: 67-504 (145 amino acids)
Biological process (GO): regulation of phosphorylation
Cellular component (GO): cytoplasm
Molecular function (GO): protein serine/threonine phosphatase inhibitor activity
Source: RefSeq, a predicted model, not a curated record
CACUUCUCUCCGUGCUUUGCUCUGAGUGGCAAUUUUUCCUAGCUUCUUGCCCAGGCCAAUCCUUCCAUGCUGUCAUCAAGCCCUACCUCCUGCACAUCCCCUAACCCGGACAGGAAGAACUCAUGUAAGAAUGUCCAGUGGGCUUCUGGAAGGAGGAGGACAUUAUCCACAGAUUCAGAGUCCAAGUCCCACUUGGACCCUUCCAAGCUGCCCAGGUCCCGGCGACCCAGUCGACUGACGGUGAAAUAUGACCGGAGCCAGCUCCAGCGCUGGCUGGAGAUGGAGCAAUGGGUGGAUGCUCAGGUUCAGGAGCUCUUCCAGGGUCAACCAGACACUUCGGAGCCUGAGAUUGACCUGGAGGCUCUCAUGGAACUAUCCACAGAGGAGCAGAAGACUCAGCUGGAGGUCAUUCUUCGAAAUUGCUCCCGCCCCACAGAGCCUUUUAUCUCUGAGCUGCUCAGUCAACUCAAGAAACUCCGGAGACUCAGUCGGCCUCAGAAAUAAGCCUGAGAGACUCUCCUCAGCAGCCUCAGCACUGCCAGGCUGCCCUGAACCUCUCCAUCCUAGCUGAGAAGAAAACUCCUUGAGACACAGACACAGAGGACAAAGAGAGACAUUUGUACAACCCUUGUAUAUGUGCAGUCACAGCUAGUUUCUGUUAGCUGGGUACUCUGGGAGCCAAUCACAGCUAUUGUCCAAUGCUUUCCUUGGCAGCCCAGUGGAUAAAACAUUUAUGAGUACCAGC